Messenger RNA from Closterium sp. NIES-67, 1295 nucleotides. The record is from the annotation of a GenBank genome assembly. NCBI's taxonomy places the organism in Eukaryota, Viridiplantae, Streptophyta, Zygnematophyceae, Desmidiales, Closteriaceae.
GCAGCGGAAGCUGCAAGCUAGCUUGGCUCUGCCGAAAAUGGGAGUCCCGGCGCGUCUGAUUUCGGCGACGUCGUUUCUUUUCUCGUACAAGAUUCAACUGCUCCCUUCUUCAGAUUGGAAACUCGGUACGUCUACUGCUAGUGCUGUCCUGCGAGGGUGAGAGUGGCACGGUCUGACUUGAUUUUAGGCACCUUACACCCUUUUUUCAACUGGUAGUAUUAGUACUAGUGGAACCAUCUGGGAUUCUUCAAGUGCUACAACUGAUCAUACACGCGGUACCAGUCCAGCCAGCAUCUUAUGGCCCGGGAAGCAGCUCAUCAUCCUAAAGGAAAGCACCUGACCUCAUCACCAUGAAGAAGGCCUCAGGCUGGGAAUGCAGACCGGGCGCGGCAAUGUUGCCACGUAGUCAUUGGGCGAAGCAACUAGUCAGGGAGCACGAGAAGAAGCGAAGUGAUCAUGACGGUAGUAACCGUCAUGGAAAAGACUCUUUAACGGACGGUUACUACCAUGAUGGUGCAGCUAGUAACCAGAACGCCAGUGGGUGCAGGAGUUUGGAAGCCUCUCCAGAGAGUUCACCAGCUCCUGGGGAAAAGGCGAGUCCUUCUAUGGAAGGAGCGGAGAACGUCGAGCAGCAGGAUAUCUCCCAAACGAUGGAGACACAGAAGCUGAAAUCAGAUGAAGCUGAAGGGCGCAGUGCUGGGAAUUUGCCACCUGUUCAAUGGCUACAUAGCACUGCAAUACAGACUCCUGCAGCAGCUCCUGAAAGCUUGGACAACAGUCCAAAUUGGGAUGAUUAUUUUAGGUGUAAGGGGGAAGUGGGGCUUACUAUUUUGUCUGCUGGGCAGGUUCAGCCCCCGGACUCAGCAGCCCAGCACAUGAAAGCCUCAAUGGCGAACGUCUGCGAGUCAUUGGAGGAACGUGGAUUGUGUCAAAGGGCAUCAGUUACCAGAGACACCAUUCCUGACCUGAAUAAACCUCCCCAGCGAGAAAGCUCCUCGGGUCCUUCGGCAGGCAUGUGGCUAGAUUCUGAAGUGCAGAAGUCAGAUUCAGAGCUGACUGACCUCGAGAUUAUGUGCUCAAUUGAUGCAAUGUGGGAGAAGCAGCAGGAGAAGCACCAGGGCAGAUAGGCCCAGUUGCAGAAAUUACACCUAUCUUUCAACAUGUAGAUACGAUGGAAGAUAGGGAGUGAGGAUAACAAAACGAAGAGUAGUGUUGAGGAUGCAUUGCAAGGGAUGUGAAUAUUUCCUAUCCGAUGUUCUUGCCCAAAAACAUACGUUUGGAAUGCGAUUUUAAAC